Geodia barretti is the source of this 2271-nucleotide messenger RNA. The record is from the annotation of a GenBank genome assembly. NCBI's taxonomy places the organism in Eukaryota, Metazoa, Porifera, Demospongiae, Tetractinellida, Geodiidae.
UUUGCCAUCUUGUCGGGGUUUUACAGGUACUGCAGAAACUGCCAGUGAGUGUGGCAGCUCUGAAACAGGGCAACAUGGGCAAACUGAUCAAGCAGCUAUCAAAACAGGAACAUCCAGAGGUAAAGGAUUUGGCGUGUGAUCUUUUGUCCAAAUGGAUGGCCAUCUUCAAAGAGGGACAAGCAGCCACAAAGUCUCGGCCAGCCGGCUCCGCCUCAGACACUCCCGAGAAAGAAAAGGAGGAAAAAACUGCCGCAUCGUCGACGGCCGCAACCAAGUCUCAAGAUAGUGCACCCUCCACACCCACCAAGAACGACAAGGACAAGAAGGACAAGCCGUCAAAGAAGAAAGACAAGUCUUCGAAGGGGGCCGUAAAUUUGCCCCCCGUGGAAUCCAAGCCUCCCCCGGGACCACUGGUGGCUCUGGGACGACGCGAUAAACCCCUGAAGAGACCCAGGGAUUUCCCCCUCAAGGGACAGCCCCCAGUUGAGAAGAAAAACAAACUGCUAUCCAACUCAGAGGAGAAGAUGAAGGGAAAAGGUCCAGUGGAGAGCGAGGGUUUCAUGAACGCUCUCAGCUCACAGGCCGCCAAGAUGAAGGAGAAGAAAAGAAAGAUCAGCAAACAGCCCAAGGCGCUGUCCCUGGUGUCAAAGACUGGAUCAGGUGGUGUUGUCGCGGGGGAGGCUGAUAGCCCGACCCCAACAUCUGCUGAACCACAGGAACCAAUGGAUACCGGCACACCCACCAGUGACCAGAAAGGGGAGGAGGGGAGCAAGAGGAAGAAGAAGGUUUCGUGGGCAGAAGACUCUAAUCUGGUUAUGGUGCACUACUUUGAGAUGGACGAGUCAGAGAGAGCCAUAAACCGAGAGCAGGGCAGUUUCCUGGAUGCGGCUCAGAGAGAGAAGACGAGGGAGAGGGAGGCCAGAGAGUCUGGACUCAUGUUCAUACGAGACAGACUCAUUGAGAUGAUCUCUUGGCAGCGUCCACAGCGGAAUGAGUCAGUGGUGGAGCUGGUCAAUUACGGAAUCAACAGUGAACAGAGGAAGAUUCAGGCUGAGAGGGAGGAGAAGGUCUUGGCUCAACUCUUCCUCUCCAAAUCCAGCCUCCACCCGUCCCCAGCAGAGCCCGAUGCGGAACCAGACACGGGGAAAUCGGAACCAAAACACAUCCCACUAAUGGAGCCCACAGUGGACGGUCAGCAGCAGAGUUCGCCGACCUUCUCGUCUCCUCCGCACCAGGUGGGCGGAGCUCCUCCUCCUCCCCACAUGACGACGGCAGCUGCCGGGUCGCCCCUCCAAUCUCCUGCUGCCACCAUCCACCAGGCACAGUCACUCAUCAACUCCUUCAAUGAUGGCAAAGGUCACAUGCCACCAGACUCGAGACCACACCCACCUGGCCCUCCCGAUCAGAAUUCCUUCCACCCUCCCCCGGGACCACACCCACCUCCCAAUUUCCAUGGAAACGGCCCCGGAAUGAUGCCUCCCAGUGUUGGGACCGGAGACUUUUACAAUAACUACAAUCAACAGGGGUUUCCCCCUGGAGUCCACAAUCCAGACUGGAACGGUCCCAUGACGGGUGGUUACUACGGCGACUACGGAGGAGGUGCCCCUCCAAUUAGGAGAGGAAUGAGGGGGGGCUAUCGCGGAAGAGGGAGAGGAUUUUCACACGGAUAUGGAAAAGGGCCUCAUGCGGAAGCUUUCUCAAGAUCUGCCGAAAUCACACUUCGUCACCACACGGCGACUGCGUCCGGCACCAAGGUCGUGUCCUCCAGCUGCCACACCGUCGCAGGUGGUCCGGAGCGAAACUGUCGACUCAGCAGGACCCGGCACACCCCAGUCUCUUCACCCCCAAGACACCAGCUCAUUACGGAAGCAAACAGCACGGUAGAGACAACACAGACCGACAUAGCAUGGCGACAUGACUCGGCCGCGGAAUGAUAACUCGGUCAUAGUUUUCAGUGGUACAUUCUAUGGUUGCACGUCUGCAUACUUUCACGCUACUCACCGUCUGUACGUUAGCUCUCCUUCAUCAACUUUACUUGUAUUCCGUACAAAUAUGUAGGUUUGUAGUAUACAUAGUUGUUGUCAUCACGUAACACAGAAUAGUUAUGUAUAUUAAAAAGAACCACACAGCAGUAGAGUAUACGGAACAAUGGUCAUUUUCUAUAUAAUACCAAUCAUAAACAUUCUAGAUCUCUUACAACAAGGAUCUCGUAGAAAACUCAUGCGAAUUGCAACCAGACACUGCAACUGGCACAACUACAUAUCAAGUCGA